Molecule: messenger RNA, 1685 nt
Organism: Lytechinus variegatus (green sea urchin)
Lineage: Eukaryota; Metazoa; Echinodermata; Echinoidea; Temnopleuroida; Toxopneustidae
Product: alkaline phosphatase-like
Exons: 9
Coding region: 52-1668 (538 amino acids)
Biological process (GO): dephosphorylation
Molecular function (GO): alkaline phosphatase activity
Source: RefSeq, a predicted model, not a curated record
AGAAUAGAAGAAAACAUAGGUUACUGUUCAUAAUAGGUAUAAUUUAUUACCAUGGAAACGUACCAUUAUCUUCAACUAGCCGUUUGCCUAUUCCUGUCAAGCCUUGCAACGAGCCAGAAUGCUGAUUACUGGAACCAAGAAGCGCAAUCAUCUCUCAGAGAUGCGAUCCGCCUGACAGAACGGAACGUCGAUACCGCCAAAAACGUCAUUCUUUUCCUGGGUGAUGGCAUGAGCAUUGAAACCCUGACUGCGGCCAGGAUCCUCAAGGGCCAGCAGGCCGGGGGCCUGGGGGAGGAUGCCAAACUAGCGGUAGAAGACUUCCCACAUUUUGGCCUGGCAAAGACAUAUUCAACCGAUAAACAGGUCCCUGACUCGGCCGCAACGGCGACGGCUUACCUUUGCGGUGUAAAAACAAAGAAAGGUGUUCUUGGAAUCGAUGAUAGAGUGGAAAGGGGUGAUUGUGUGUCUUCUCUUGGAGGGGAAGUUAAAUCCAUUCUUGAAAUGGCACAAGAAGCAGGAAAAUCUGUCGGUUUUGUCACAACCACCACCAUCACACACGCAUCGCCAGGCGCCCUCUACGCCAAAGUUCCAGAUAGAAAGUGGCAAUCAGACAUGGACAUCCCCCUGAAGGAACGCAACCUUGGUUGUGUGGAUAUGGCGAAGCAGUUCGUUAGCAAUAAUAAUAUUCAGGUUGCCCUAGGUGGUGGAAGGAUGAAAUUCAUGAGUAGAGCGAAUCGAGAUCCGGAAUAUCCGAGCUUGCCGGGAACUCGUAUUGACGGCCGCAAUUUGAUUCAAGAGUGGGUCAAUAACAAACCGGAUCCGGACCGAGCCAAAUACGUAUGGAACGAGGCGGAUUUCAACCAAAUCGAUCCCGAACAAACCGAUUACCUUCUUGGUCUGUUCGAGUAUGGACUCAUGAAAUUCGAUAUCCGUCGCAACAACGACACCGCGGGUGAACCGAGUAUCGCCGAAAUGACCGACAAGGCUAUCCGAAUCCUUAGCAAAAACCCAAAAGGAUUCUUCUUGUUCGUUGAAGGUGGACGUAUCGACCACGGGCAUCACUUUGGCGUGGCUAGUCUUGCUCUAACGGAGACGGUAGCAAUGGACAAGGCAAUCGACGUCGCUCUCGGGCUGGUUGACAUCAAGGAAACCAUGGUCAUGGUCACCUCAGACCACGCCCAUACAUUCAAGAUGGCUGGCUACGCGGAGAGGGGCAACCCCAUAUUAGGCAGGGCUGAUGGAAGAGCAACUGAUUUGGGAUCGUAUACUACUCUCGGCUACAUGAAUGGCCCAGGUGCAAUCAUUUCAUCUCUCUCAUACCGACUUCUUGGAAGGCGCCCUCCCGUGACAGACUCGAACACAGGAAGAAUGCUUUACCUGCAACAGGCAAUCGUUCCGAUGAUCACCGAGACCCACGGCGGCGAUGAUGUCGCUAUCUUCGCUGUUGGUCCAAUGGCUCAUCUGGUCCAUGGCGUCCACGAGCAGAACUACGUAUCCCACGUGAUGCAACGAGCCGCUUGUAUCGGGUUCUACGCCGACAACGACUGCCAAGGACUUCCGGCCGCCGAUGUUCAUGGUGAUGGUGGCGCCACUGCUCUGGGAAGGGAUGCUACCCUUCACAUUCUGAUUUUUAUUUCAGUCGUCAUGGCUUUGGUUAAGGUCGCAUAAGACCUUCAAAAUCGAUU